Cryptomeria japonica (Japanese cedar) is the source of this 2995-nucleotide messenger RNA. RefSeq names its product putative pentatricopeptide repeat-containing protein At4g17915. Lineage: Eukaryota; Viridiplantae; Streptophyta; Pinopsida; Cupressales; Cupressaceae. The record is from RefSeq and is a predicted model, not a curated record. The coding region runs from base 249 to 2507 and encodes 752 amino acids. The transcript has a single exon. Gene Ontology annotation, molecular function: protein binding.
CCUCUACAACGCCAAGAAAGUUAGCAGAAUUCUGGUCAGGCUAGCUACCUUCUCUAAGGUUGACUCCAUGGAGUUUAUCUCGUGCGGGGAAUAUAUAAGGCUUUUUAUCCUGCCCUACCAUCUUGUUUUGUUAUCAUUCCUGCUGACAAAAUUUAGCCCCCUUAAGCAGCAGAAUGUGACACACCUGCUUAAGCUAAACUUGGGCCUCAGAUGGCUAUGAAGGUUUUCUCUUUUUUCAUUUCCGAGCAAUGCGAUCGGCUGCACGUCUCCUUCGAUCGCUUAUCAACAUGGCUGUUUUAGACCCCAGAAAUUUUACGGAAGUUCGUUCGCAUUGCAGUGCUCACUACUUCUUUCCUCAACAAAAAAUGUGUUUUACCGUCUCAAUACGCGAAACAUCUCAGGUUCAAGACCCCAAUGCACGCUCAAGAAUACCCUCUUUCUCGAAUGUUCGAAAGGUUCUCAAACUUCUCCGGGAUUGCAAAAUUUUCGAUCAGCAGACAGAAGCAGCUUUGCAGGGGCUAGGGUUUACAUUUUCUCCUCCUUUUAUCAGGCAAGUUCUCUAUACGUUACAGAAAGAUGUAGAUAUGGCAUUGAGUUUUUUUGUGUUGACAGAACAGCAGAGUGGGAAAAUACAUUGCACAAAACUUUAUCAGAUUAUGGUUAAAAUUUUGAUUAGAUUUAAUGAUUUUGAAAAGCUACUGUAUAAAAUGGUAGAAAACCCUAAGUCAUCUGAUACUGCUUUUCUGCUUUCAGUAAAAUGCUCCGCAUUUCUGAAAUGUCCGGAAAGGACUUUAGAUGAAUUUAGACGGAUGAAAAACGCUGCUUGUAAAAGGCCUCCACAAAAGGCAUAUGAUGACUUGUUUGCUAUUCUUGUUCAAGGAAUUUUUUUAACCGAGGCUUCGAAAUUUUGCUCCGAGAUGCUCGAAGAUGGCUUGAAUCCUAAUAGUAUUUUCCUCGAUUUGCUACUUAUUGGGCUCUUGAAUCAGGAAAAAGUUGAAGAGGCUAUAGCAUUAGUAGAAUAUAGGGAAAUUCCAGCGUUUGUUCCCAGUGCAACAUGUUGCACUUUACUAGUCCGAGAGCUUUGCAAGGUAAAGCAGAACAAUAAGGCUUAUCGCAUUCUGAGUGACAUGUUGAAGAAAAAUAGUAAGAGUAUUCGACUUCUAAAUAUCUGUGUCAAUGCGCUCUGCAAAGCUGGGCAGCUUGAAGUGGCAGAAAUGCUUAUAUCAGAGAGUAUAGCUUGGGGUCAUGUUCCAAAUACUGUCACAUACAAUUCAUUGAUGACUGGAUUUUGUCUGGCAGAUAGGUUAGAGGAAUCUGAUUUGAUUUUGAGUAGAAUGAGGGAAACUGGUUGUGAGCCAAAUGUCAUUAGUUACAAUAUUUUGAUAUCUGCUUACAACAGAAAGUCAAUGCUAUCCCAUUCAUUGAAAGUUUUCGAAGAAAUGCUGAACAAGGGAAUAUCCGCAGAUCGUUGGAGUUAUAAUUCCAUGAUACACGGCUUCUUCAAUUCAGGUAGGCAGGAAGAGGCAAACAGGCUUGUGGAUGAGAUGAUAAAGGCAAAUUUGGUUCCCUGCACCGUAACAUACAAUACUAUACUAAAUGGACUCUGCAAGGUUGGCAAUGCAAUGGAUGCUCUUAGAUUGUUUAGGAAAUUGAGACAACUUGGAUUUUCUCCAGAUAUUGUCACUUACAACACACUUAUUGAUGGACUUUGCAAGGCUAGAAUGGUAGCCGAUGCACAGAUUAUUUUAAAGGAGGUUAGGAAAAUGGGUUAUGCACACAGCAUUGUUACAUAUACAACAGUCAUGAAUUGCUGCUUUAGAUCAGGCGAGUUUGAGCAGGCGUUCGUAAUGUAUUCAGAGAUGGAAAACAAUGGCUAUGCUUAUGAUGUGUUUAUAUAUUGUACUGUAAUCAGUGGUUUAUCUAAAAUGGGUAAGUUUAAAGAAGCUUAUGCAUGUAUGGAAAAGAUGUUGAACUCUGGUAUUGCUGUGGACUUAGUUACUUAUAAUUCAAUGAUCAACACUUUUUUCAAAGCAGGUGAACAAAAUAAAAUCAUUCAAUUGCUACAUGAAAUGGAGUCAAAGGGUUUGAUUGGUGACAUUUACACCAACACCAUAAUCAUUAAUUGGCUUUGUAAAAGCGGUGAUAUGGAUGCAGCUUAUAGGCACUUUAAUGCAAUGAUAAAGAUGGGCUGUGACCCAAAUCUUGUAACCUAUAAUGUAUUAAUUGAUGGUUUUUGUAAAGCUGGCAGAGUGGAUAGUGCCAUUGAUCUAUUCAAUAACAUGCAUGAGAAAGACUGUGUUACAUAUACCUCCUUAUUGCAUGGUCUUUGCAACACAGGAAGAGUCCUUCAUGCUUAUAAUCUUCUGCUCAACUGCAUAGUAAAUAACAUUACUUUCUAUGCUUCAGCUCAGCGGGCUGUUUUAAAUGAUCUAAAGAAAUCUUGUUACACUGCUGAAGCACGGAAACUUAAAUCUGUUAUUCAAAUGAAAAAGAUUAUGCAAGAAUAGUUCCUCAAGUCAAUUUAAACAUGCAAUUAUGCUGCAGAACAACUGCUAGCUUGCAUUUUACAGGGUUUGUGUUUAUCAUUUGUUGAUUAUGUCUCAACUUCAAGAGCAUUGCUGUUCUAUAGUGCCAUGAUGGUUCCCACACUUACAGUACAGUCAUGCAUUGAUCAUGAUGCACAGUGUCAGAAAGGUAGGUGCAAAAUUACUUAUUGCAGAUUAUUCUUUGUAUGUCUGUGGUUUUGCUCCAGAGAUAUUCUUAGCCCGUCUUUGCAUAAAGACACCAAUUUAAUCUUGAGUAUCAGCCUUUUGAAAAAUAUGCUUUGGUGAGAAACGGUAAUGGAUAACCUUAGUAGCAUCAAUUCAGUGGGAGAGUGAUGACAAGGAUUGGCAGACGGGUGUGUUUACUCUUUCUUUGUUGAGUCUGACAUUUUCACGAUGCAUGUGACCGAUUAUUUUUUACUCUGCAGAAUUUGUUUCCAGUUUAAACUUCA